Molecule: messenger RNA, 1784 nt
Organism: Aspergillus glaucus CBS 516.65
Lineage: Eukaryota; Fungi; Ascomycota; Eurotiomycetes; Eurotiales; Aspergillaceae
Product: bZIP transcription factor
Exons: 4
Coding region: 421-1641 (406 amino acids)
Cellular component (GO): RNA polymerase II transcription regulator complex
Molecular function (GO): DNA-binding transcription activator activity, RNA polymerase II-specific; transcription cis-regulatory region binding
Source: RefSeq, a predicted model, not a curated record
UCUUUCUCCCUUACUCUUCCCCAGUCGUUCACAAUCGUCCUUUUUUAUCGCCAAUUUUCUUUAUGUCACGCCGUCGUCUGGUCUUCGCUGUCGCUGCUACCUUCGCACGUCCCAAUUUACCGCCCAGCCGCGCGUUUACUGCGUUUGGCGCCCUUUGGACUCCUUCGUGAAUUAAUUAUACAUUCAGUUGAGGCUUUUGAGGCUCACUGAGGCUCGUUGUUUGAGUCUCUUUUUUUGAUUGUUUUUUUCUUUUCUCAACUUGUCUUGAGUGAUCCCCCUACAGGGAUCCCCCACGAUUCUGGAAUCCUGGCUUCAUUCUAACAUUCCGGGUUCGUGGAUGAACACACCUGUUCUUUCUUCAAUAUAAAACCAAGAAAAUAAGAACGGCAAAAUUAAGGGGGGAAAAGAAAGACCAAGCCAAUGGUCUCUAUGGUCGAGGCCUCUAAUUCCACGCUGAACAAUAAUGAUCCAGCCAUGGAGUCCGUGGCCACCAAGUCAGAGCCCAUCCUGGAGGGUUCGGUCAGUCCGUCCGUCUCGACACCUGAGGUAGAGGUAGAGGCCUUGACACAGGAUGUUGCCCAGACGCAGAAGCGAAAGGGAGGCCGCAAACCUAUCUAUGCAACCUCCGAGGAGCGUAAGCAACGCAACCGACAGGCGCAGGCGGCUUUCCGUGAACGUCGCACUGAGUAUAUACGCCAACUCGAGUCUACCAUCAAGCGUAAUGAAGAUAGCUUGCAGACUCUCCAGCAGAAUCACCGCACUGCAGCCGAUGAGUGUCUUAUGCUGCGGUAUAAGAACUCCCUGCUGGAAAGGAUCUUGCUCGAGAAGGGCAUCGAUGUCCAGGCUGAGCUGCGGUUGAAGACAGGGACACCCGGCGGCCCCCCUCAGCCGAAACCUGUCAUGGCCCCCAAGCCGCCAACGACGCUUGAGCGGGCUGCGGUAAACCGGAACUCAGUCCAGAGGCAUCCCCAGGCUGGGAUCGCUCCCAAGUCGACAGAGCCUUUUGGUCUCUCACAGCAUCGCGACGGUGCAUACGGCAUGCCAUCGCCUCAGUUCCAGGCCACACCGCCAUCCCACGUUUCAUCGCCAUCGCACACCAAGUCGCCUGGUUUUGGCUUCCAGGGUGCCAUGUCUCCCGUCGGGAUGGACGCCCAGGUCCAGCAGCAACAGCAACAGGGACGACCCCAGUUGCUUCCGCAAUCGAGGAAUCUCAAUCAAGCGUCCCCUCCCAUGGGAAUGCAGCAAUCUGAGAACGACCCCAAGGCACUGCCGGGGUCACGGACUGCUCGAGUUCCGUCAGCUGCAUAUUAUCCCUCGCCAUUCCAGAAACAUUAUGACCAACUAGAACAAGAAUACGAUGCCCAAGCAGAUCUCGUCGACGAGGAUCAAGACUCGGUAGAUCCGUCGUCAUACGUGCCUGGGUUCAAUGCUUCGUCCGGUGCACCUGGAUCUCACGCUGUUGGAUCCCAUGCCCUCUCAACUUUCACACCACAGUCCGAAACCUCCAACGGUGCAUAUGGGAAUGCCAACCAGAUGUUGGGGAAUUACGAACCGAUGCUGGACACAGACCCGUUUGGGUUGAGUGCGAGUAUGCACUUCCAGACACCUUUUAGCUACGAACAAACCCACGCCCGUCACUAAAAGCUAGCUUUCUUUCUUUUCCUAUGUUGUUACAACUUCUUGUCAUGUAUUCCAUCUUCAUCAAAAAGUUCUCUUCCGACUUGGAAUCGGAAGAGCUUAAAUGUUUGUCUUUAUUUAGCAUUACCCCGGCGUUUGAGAGGAUA